Molecule: messenger RNA, 774 nt
Organism: Molossus molossus (Pallas's mastiff bat)
Lineage: Eukaryota; Metazoa; Chordata; Mammalia; Chiroptera; Molossidae
Product: kallikrein-7-like
Exons: 5
Coding region: 1-774 (257 amino acids)
Biological process (GO): positive regulation of antibacterial peptide production; proteolysis
Molecular function (GO): serine-type endopeptidase activity
Source: RefSeq, a predicted model, not a curated record
AUGGCAGGUCCCCUGCUCCCGCCCCUGCUGACCCUACUGCUGGCCUCAGCCCUGGGCUCUGCUAGACAAGCAGGUAAUGAAAAGGAGUCCGGGGACAGAAUUAUUGAUGGCGUUCCAUGUCUCAGAGGCUCUCACCCCUGGCAGGUGGCCCUGCUCAAAGGCGAUGAACUGCACUGUGGAGGGGUGCUGGUGGACGAGCAAUGGGUGCUCACCGCCGCCCACUGCAAGAUGAGGCACUACAAUGCGUACAUGGGCAGUGACAAGCUGAACAGUAAUAAAGGUCAGAAGAUCAGCGCCACAGAGUCAUUCGUCCACCCUGGCUACUCCACACAGACCCACGUCAAUGACCUCAUGCUCGUGAAGCUCAGCCGCCCCGCCAAGCUGUCAUCCACUGUGAAGAAGGCCCACCUGCCCUUCCGCUGCGCUCCGCCCGGGACCAGUUGUACCGUUUCUGGCUGGGGCACCAUCACUAGCCCUGAUGUGACCUUCCCAUCACAGCUCAUGUGUACGACUGUCAGGCUCAUCUCCUCCCAGGACUGCAAAAAGGUUUACAAGGACCUGCUGGGGGCAUCCAUGCUAUGUGCCGGCAUCAAAGACUCGAAGACCAACGCCUGCAAUGGUGACUCAGGAGGACCACUGAUUUGCGAAGGUUACCUACAAGGCCUGGUAUCCUGGGGAACUUUCCCGUGUGGCCAAGCCAAUGACCCAGGUGUUUAUACCAAAGUCUGCAACUUCACCGAUUGGAUCAAUGAGACCAUGAGAAACAAUCGCUAA